Messenger RNA from Exophiala aquamarina CBS 119918, 672 nucleotides. RefSeq lists its product as uncharacterized. Lineage: Eukaryota; Fungi; Ascomycota; Eurotiomycetes; Chaetothyriales; Herpotrichiellaceae. The transcript is spliced from 2 exons. Bases 1 to 672 code for a protein of 223 amino acids. The record is from RefSeq and is a predicted model, not a curated record.
AUGGCAAAAAGACCUCAUCAACCAAGCGUCGCCUUUGAGAAGGAUGUCGAACCAGCUAGGUCAGUCAGGGUGCUGGACUAUGCUUGCGGCCCUGGCACCAUCACACAUGCUCUUGCUGGCCGUGCAACCGAGUACAUCGGAAUGGAUUUCAGCGAGAACAUGGUCAAAGCCUACAACCUGCGCUACAACCCUGUCUCCGACGCCUGCGCUGCAAAUCCCCUGGACGGCGACGACGGCGACGACCAAAAGCUAAACGCACACGCCGUCGUAGGUAACCUAUUGGACCCGAAAGGUACGCCAGCGGAAUUCGACGAUCCGAAGUAUAGAGACUUCGACCUUGUGGUCGUCGGUAUGGGAUUCCAUCACUUCUCCGAUCUUCCUCUGACCAUGUCCCGGCUUCUGGACCGCCUGAGACCCGGCGGUGUCUUCCUGAUCGUUGAUUUCCUCAAACACGCUCCACUGAACUACGAGAAGGACCACCCUGCCGCACACACCGUCGCACACCAUGGGUUCACUGAGUUGGACCUCAAGCAGAUCUUUGAGGCGGCUGGCUUGACCGAGUUUGGGGUCCGAGUCUAUGGUGAGAAGGUGAUCCUGAAGGGAAUUGAGCCGAGAGAAAUGUUGUUGGCAAAGGGGACAAAACCGAAAGGUGGCCAGGGAGCCUUACUUUGA